Messenger RNA from Hyaena hyaena (striped hyena), 1552 nucleotides. It is a transcript of the gene RHOV, whose product is annotated as ras homolog family member V. The transcript is spliced from 3 exons. Bases 16 to 726 code for a protein of 236 amino acids. The record is from RefSeq and is a predicted model, not a curated record. Gene Ontology annotation, biological process: small GTPase-mediated signal transduction. Gene Ontology annotation, molecular function: GTPase activity; GTP binding. NCBI's taxonomy places the organism in Eukaryota, Metazoa, Chordata, Mammalia, Carnivora, Hyaenidae.
UCCCCGGAGCGGGCCAUGCCCCCGCGGGAGCUGAGCGAGGCCGAGUCGUCCCCGCUCCGGGCCCCGACCCCUCCCCCGCGGCGGGGCAGCGCGUCCCCGGAGCUGGGCAUCAAGUGCGUGCUGGUGGGCGACGGCGCCGUGGGCAAGAGUAGCCUCAUCGUCAGCUACACCUGCAAUGGGUACCCCGCGCGCUACCGGCCCACAGCGCUGGACACCUUCUCCGUGCAAGUCCUGGUGGAUGGAGCCCCGGUGCGCAUUGAGCUCUGGGACACAGCGGGACAGGAAGAUUUUGACCGCCUUCGCUCCCUCUGCUACCCGGAUACCGAUGUCUUCCUGGCCUGCUUCAGCGUGGUGCAGCCCAGCUCUUUCCAGAACAUCACAGAGAAAUGGCUGCCCGAGAUCCGCACUCACAACCCCCAAGCUCCCGUGCUGCUGGUAGGCACCCAGGCCGACCUGAGGGACGAUGUCAAUGUACUGAUUCAGCUGGACCAGGGGGGCCGGGAGGGCCCAGUGCCCCAACCCCAGGCUCAGGGUCUAGCCGAGAAGAUACGGGCCUCCUGCUACCUUGAGUGUUCUGCCUUGACGCAGAAGAACCUGAAGGAGGUAUUUGACUCAGCUAUUCUCAGUGCCAUUGAACACAAAGCCCGACUGGAGAAGAAAUUGAACGCCAAAGGUGUGCGAACCCUCUCGCGCUGCCGAUGGAAGAAGUUCUUUUGCUUUGUUUGAACAGCCACAGCAGCUAGGGAGUAGUAGGCAUAAGACCACAGACUUCUGGAAACUGGGGUACUGGGGCCUUUGAGGGGGAUACUGGCAGGACCAGCCCUCCUCAUGGGACUUAGUUCCAUCUGAACACUGUGAGGACAUGGGCCUCUAAUUACCCACUGUAAUAUGCAAGGAUGGGCCCAGGGCCUGGAGGAGGCGAGGCUCUGAGUUGGAUUUCUGUGGUCAAGGAUCACAGAGAAAUGCCAGCACUUUGAUUUUCGUGGGGGUGGUCCUAACAGUGUCAUCCACCGCUAAGCAGUUUAGGAUCCAGUUCCCAGUUUCUUACCAUGAGCCCUCAGGUCAGCCUGGCGGAAUUAGGACCCCUUGUGGUGGUCCCCACCUCUUCCUUGGCAUAGGGGUGAGAAAGAGCCUGGCAACAGCAGGAAGAUGGAGAAGUUACAGAGAGGUUUGGGAUGGACUGGGUAAGACAGAGGUCAAUGAGAGAUUGAAAGGGAGCAGAAAGUGAGGCCUUGGAGCCUUGGGACUGGAGGGAGGCUGGUGACGAGGCAGGUCAGAGGGCUAAGCUUGGAGAAAGAGCAAGGGGAGCAGAGAAGUGGGGCAGCUGAGGAGCAAGGCUGACACCUGGGCUGCCCUCAGCCCCAGGGCCACGGUGGGCGGGGCUGCUGGUCCCUGGGAAGAACUGGGUCUCAGGGCUCCCUAGGCACUGCCCAAACUGGCUGGGCCAGGAGCAGGGCAGGAAGUGAGAGGCAAGGCCCAGCAAGAGGAGGGGGAGGAGUUGCAAACUAGAGCCUGAAGGAAGAAGGGGCUGGGGUCGCCCCUUUCUCCAAGG